This is a messenger RNA of Kogia breviceps (pygmy sperm whale), 1005 nucleotides long. It is a transcript of the gene SHD, whose product is annotated as Src homology 2 domain containing transforming protein D. Gene Ontology annotation, molecular function: phosphotyrosine residue binding. The record is from RefSeq and is a predicted model, not a curated record. NCBI's taxonomy places the organism in Eukaryota, Metazoa, Chordata, Mammalia, Artiodactyla, Physeteridae.
AUGGCCAAGUGGCUACGAGACUACCUGAGCUUUGGCGGUCGGAGGCCCCCUCCGCAGCCGCCCACCCCCGACUACACGGACGGUGACAUCCUGCGGGCCUACCGGGAGCAGAGAGAUCUGGACUUUGAGGACCCCUAUGAGGGUGCAGACGGCCGCCUAGAGACCGACUCCGCGGGGCCCGGGGGCUCCAAGGGCGACUCUCCAAAGCACCGGCUCAUCAAGGUGGAGGCGGUCGACAUGGCCAGAGCCAAGGUCUUGCUGGGCAGCCCCCGGGAAGAGUUGGAGGUCGACACCGAGUACUCGGACCCCUUUGAUGCCCAACCUCACCCGUCACCCCCGGAUGAUGGCUACAUGGAGCCCUACGAUGCCCAGCGAGUCAUGAGCGAACUGCCAUACAGGAGGGUGCAGCUGUAUGACACUCCCUAUGAGGAGCAGGACCAAGAUCUGGGAGAUGGACCUCCUUCAGGGUGGAAACCUCGGCAGAGCCGGCUGCCCCAGGAGGAUGAACGGCCGGCGGACGAAUAUGACCAGCCCUGGGAGUGGAAGAAAGACCACAUCUCCAAGGCGUUUGCAGUGCAGUUUGACGGUCCGGAGUGGGAAAGAACCUCAGGCUCGGCCAAGGAACUCCGGAGACUCCCGCCCAGAAGCCCCCAGCCUGCAGAGCGCGUGGACCCGGCCCUGCCUCUGGAAAAACAGCCGUGGUUUCACGGCCCGCUGAGCCGGGCAGAUGCCGAGAACCUCCUGUCGCUCUGCAAGGAAGGCAGCUACCUCGUGCGGCUCAGCGAGACCAGCCCCCAAGACUGCUCCCUAUCCCUCAGGAGCAGCCAGGGCUUCCUGCAUCUGAAGUUUGCUCGUAUCCGGGAGAACCAGUUCGUGCUGGGUCAGCACAGCGGCCCCUUCCCCAGCGUCCCGGAGCUGGUGCUCCAUUAUAGCUCCCGCCCACUGCCCGUGCAGGGCGCUGAGCAUCUGGCCCUGCUGUACCCCGUGGUCUCACAGACCCCCUGA